AAAUCAGACCACAACUAUGUCUUCUAUGAAUCCGAAUGCUGAGAGUUCCGAGACCAAAGCAAAAAGCGGUACCGAUCUUUCUGCUCAUCAAGGAGGAGAUUCAUCUGUUGAUUUGCAAGAUCCGAACAAAUCUAAAACCGUAAGUUCUGAUGAUAAUAAUUUGAAUGAAACUAACAAGGAGAAUGAGGAAGAUUGUGAUGAGUGUUCGCUUAGUCGGUUUUUGAAAAAAGGUGGGUGCAAGGAUGCAUUCGAAGAAUUUGUUCAAUGUCGGGAAGUGAAAGAUGACGGCACGAGUUGUCUAGAUGCUAGAUUGAAGCUGAAUACAUGUAUGUAUGCUAACGUCGAUUACUAUGGACAGUAUCUGGCAAUGCAGAAAGCGAUGUUAACUCAGUCCUUAAAGGAGUUGGAGAAAGGGGAGGAGGCUGCGGCUGCGGCUGCUGCUGCGGCUGCGGCUGCUGCUGCGGCUGCGGUGAAGAAGAAUGAAGAAGAAGAGACUAAGGGAAAGUGAGAAGAUUAUCAGAAUGUUUUCGAUUUCAACUUUGAAUGUUUCUGAUUAUUACUUUUG
This is a messenger RNA of Camelina sativa (false flax), 565 nucleotides long. RefSeq lists its product as uncharacterized. Lineage: Eukaryota; Viridiplantae; Streptophyta; Magnoliopsida; Brassicales; Brassicaceae. The record is from RefSeq and is a predicted model, not a curated record.